Periophthalmus magnuspinnatus is the source of this 2623-nucleotide messenger RNA. It is a transcript of the gene cdc42ep3, whose product is annotated as CDC42 effector protein (Rho GTPase binding) 3. The record is from RefSeq and is a predicted model, not a curated record. Bases 356 to 1354 code for a protein of 332 amino acids. The transcript has 2 exons. NCBI's taxonomy places the organism in Eukaryota, Metazoa, Chordata, Actinopteri, Gobiiformes, Gobiidae.
GGAGGAGGAGGAGAGGAGGAGAGGAAAGAGGAGCUCAUUCUAAAACAGCUGUCCGGCAGACGCACCCAAGAAGCCGUGUCAACACAGAGAAGCAUUCACACACCAGGAGAGAACCACCAGACUACUGCUGCUACUGCAACACUGGGAUAGCACGUGUUUGGAGGGGGACUGACCGAUUGACCAGACCAGUUGCCACUUGAGGUCCUAUUUCAAGAUCAAUGUCCUUGUAGACGCCAUCACUUCUGGGGCUUUCAUUGAGAAUGUAACUCAACCUUAUCCCUGGAGGAAAGGUCAUAGCUGAUUCUACACUUCAUAUUGUCCUGUCCAUAGUAUCUGAUCUCUAUCCAAUACAACCAUGCCUGCAAAAGCUCCCAUCUACCUUAAACCAGCCCCCAACAAGAAAGGCAAGAAAUGCAGACUUCGGGAUAUACUGUCACCAGAUAUGAUUAGUCCUCCACUUGGGGAUUUCCGCCACACCAUCCAUAUUGGAAGAGGAGGAGAGCGGGACACUUUCGGAGACAUAUCUUUUCUCCAAGGGAACUACGAGCUGCUACCUGGGAAAGAAAUCCAAUAUGGCGUCCAGGGUGAAUACACAAGAGCAAACAGCACCGGCGACGCUUCAUAUGUCGAGACCCCAUCGCCAGUUCUGAAAAACGCCAUUUCUCUACCAACUAUCGGUGGUUGCCAAGCGCUUUCUCUACCAAUGAUAUCUUCGCAUGUGUAUUCGAUGCCGCCAGAGCCAUUGGAAGAUAUAUUGGGUCCACCGAUUAAGCCAGAUCACGUUGACGAAGUUGAGAUUCUGCAAAUGGAUGCGCUGUUGCGUUCUAUGGAAGUCUUCGGGAGCGAGCCUUCAUCGCCCAAUACAGAGAUGCUUUCCAAACCGGAUGUUUUGCUUGAUUUGUUGGAGAAAAAACACAAAUCUAAAUCUAAGGCUAAAUCGACCAAAUCAAGCAGAAGUGAUAAGCUGUCAUCCUUUGGCAGCUACAAGACAAGUGGAAGUCUAAACAGCGAUGCUAGCAGCGAUAGCUACGAGAGCAUUAAAGAUGAUUACAAACCCAAAAUCUACAACGAAAACGGGAAUUGCAACGGAUUUGGACCCUUUGGGAAUGACUUUACCUUCAAGGAGGAGCUUCCAAAGUGUAACAGAGAUUGGGUGGACCGGGACAGUGGGGUUGACGAGGGUCGCAUGUGUGAUUUUGAUUUCGAGUUUGCCAAAGAAAAAAGCUCCUCACAGGAGUCACUCAGUCAAAUUACGGGUUCACUCCUGUCUCUGGAACUGGAUUUGGGGCCCUCCAUUUUGGAUGACGUGUUAAAUAUUAUGGACAAGCCGACAGCAGUGAAGAGCAGGCCUUAAACUGCAAUUGGAUCUCGAGAGGAGAAAGGGAAAGUGCAAAAGAACAAGGACAGAAAGACUCAAGCAAUCAAAAUGGUGUCUGGAUUCAUCAUUGAGCUAUACACUGCAAAAAAAAAAAAUGUCUACAAAAGUUAAAUGGCUUGAUUUUGUUAAAUAUUUAUCUGAUUUUGUGUAUUUUGACAACUGUAGAUUAAACUAUUAGACCAAAGAUAUAUGACCAAUUGAAAGAUUUUGACCCAUCUGUUUUUUUGGGUUUUUUUUACUUUUUAUUAUAAUUAUGUAAAACUUAAAGUGAAAAAUUGAACUAAGAAUGUCUUUUAUUUUAUUAGAAUAGCCAAAAAAUAUAUUUCAAACCUUGUUAGAAAUAUAAAAUAAUAUAGGUAGAGUAAGUUAGUAAGUCAUUAAGUUAUCAAAACUACGCAAUUUAAGUUUAAUAUUACAAAUUCAAGUCUUUUUACCUUAUUGUCAUUGUACUUUUUUGCAGUGUAGCCAAAAGGGCAGAAAGACUCACAAAUCAAUCAAAAUGAUGUCUGGAUAUAUCAUUGAGCUAAAUGAGACUGCUUGGACUAUGUUAGCUUCUACAUGUGUUAGCCAUGCUAGCGGCUUAUUUAAACUAAAAUGCAUGUGCUUUUUGAGUUAAAGCUAAAACCACAGCCAUCGUGCCUUUGACUGACUGUAAAAAUGCUAGACUUGUUAUCGUGUUCACAGUAUAUACAAGGUAACUUAAAGGGCCUGUACCUGAUUUUUCCAUAUAUUUGAGCAAAAGUUGUCUUGCCCCAGUAAAGAUAUAUUGUAUAAAUAAUAAAGAGGUCAAAAUAGGUCUGCUGUAUACUGUCUGCAUAAUUAUAAAGCGUUUUCUAAUCAGAAAAUCAGGAAAUCACUGUUAGCAUGCUAGUUGUUAUUAGCGUUAGGCUGCUGGAGGUAAAACACCACUUUGGCCUCUGAAAGUUGUAAAAAGUGCUUUUAAACUUAUCACUGUAAAUAAUUAGGAUGCUCAAAAUGCAUAAAGUGGCGAGGAAUAACUUCAGACCAUGACAGACCGUCUAAAACCUGUAAAAAUCAGGUACAGCACCUUUAUAUUAGAGGUUGUUUUGCUUUUUUACACAAAGUUGAUUUUUCAUAGUGCAUUUUGUGACUUUAAGUGUGGUUUAUUAACUAAGCACUUUUUUGUUGGUCACAGCAGGAUUCAUUGCCACAUUUUAAAGAGCGUAACACUAUGCAUUCAUGUGUUGUGAAAACUGUAACACCAAAAUAAAAUUGUUUUGUUCA